UUUCUCCGCUUCUAUUGGACAGAGGCGGUGCCUAUCAAACCCUUCCCGCGAGCCCAUUGGCCGGCAGCGACCCGGCGGGCCGACGGCUGCGGGGGAGGGGAGGACGCAGGGGCCCGGAGCGGCGGCGGCGGCGGCGGCCGGGGCGGAGGCGAAUUUACAGGACUUGAUGCCCCGAGCCCCAGCAUAACACCAUCAUGUCGGGCACCGUAUCCAUCCUCCAACAAUUUGCCAAUGGCUUGAAGAGUCGCAGUGAAGAGACGAGGGCGAAAGCUGCCAAGGACCUGCAGCAUUAUGUCACCAUGGAGCUCCGCGAAAUGAGCCAGGAGGAGUCUACCAGGUUUUAUGAUCAGCUGAACCAUCACAUAUUUGAGCUGGUCUCUAGCUCUGAUGCAAAUGAAAGGAAAGGCGGCAUUUUGGCUAUUGUGCUGUUGAAAGGUGCCGGCUUGACAACCCUGGACACUGAUGGCCUCUUUAUCUACAGAGCAGCAAGCCUUAUCGGUGUUGAAGGAGGUAACGCCACCCGUAUUGGCAGGUUUGCAAACUACCUGAGGAACCUUUUACCAUCCAAUGACCCUGUUGUAAUGGAGAUGGCCUCCAAGGCUAUCGGGCGGCUCGCAAUGGCUGGUGACACCUUCACAGCCUGAGUACGUGGAGUUUGAGGUGAAGCGAGCUCUGGAGUGGCUGGGGGCUGACAGGAAUGAAGGUCGAAGACAUGCAGCUGUUCUUGUCCUGCGUGAGCUGGCAAUCAGCGUGCCUACCUUCUUCUUCCAGCAAGUGCAGCCGUUCUUUGACAAUAUUUUUGUGGCUGUGUGGGAUCCCAAACAGGCCAUUCGAGAGGGAGCUGUUUCUGCCUUAAGAGCCUG
Molecule: messenger RNA, 863 nt
Organism: Anas platyrhynchos (mallard)
Lineage: Eukaryota; Metazoa; Chordata; Aves; Anseriformes; Anatidae
Source: RefSeq, a predicted model, not a curated record